UAAUGUCCAACAGGACAACUCUUCAUUUUGCAAGAUUUUUUAGCAUCCUUGCUCAGGCCUAGUAAAUGUCAGCACACCUCACCCCUGGCCAAUUAUUGUGACAACAGAAACUUCUCUGAGGUUUUUCUGAGGAGACCUUCUUUGGUACCAUCUCCAUUGAGAACCACUGCAUUAUGAGAACAUGAAUAAGCACUGUAUUGGAGAAGAGGGAUCCUUGCUUAUGGAGUAUUUGGCUCACCCUGGUACACUCAGCUUGGCUGCUGGAGUUGUUUGUGGCAUGUGCCUGGGCUGGAGCCUCGGAGUACGUUUUGGGAUGUUCCCCAAAAGACUGACAAGUGAGAUAGACACAGAGACUGGAACUGAAGCAAGCAUCUUGGGAGAGAGUGGAGAGUACAAAAUGAUUCUUGUGGUUCGAAAUGACUUGAAGAUGGGAAAAGGAAAAGUGGCUGCCCAGUGUGCUCAUGCUGCAGUUUCUGCCUAUAAGCAAAUUCAAAGGAGAAACCCUGAAGUGCUAAAACAGUGGGAAUACUGUGGCCAGCCCAAAGUAGUGGUCAAAGCCCCUGAUGAAGAAACCUUGGUUGAAUUAUUGACCCAUGCGAAAAUGCUGGGACUGACUGUAAGUUUAAUCCAAGAUGCUGGACGUACACAGAUUGCACCAGGCUCUCGAACUGUCCUAGGAAUUGGGCCAGGACCAGCAGAUGUAAUUGACAAAGUCACUGGUCACCUAAAACUUUACUAGGUGGACUUUUGUUUGAUGACAGUGAUCCCUUUAUCACGUUUGAAACAUGUCAAAUUCUAACAAUAAAAGCUGAAGUUCCCCCCCACAAUUUAAAUAUUCUUGAGAUGAAAAUAAAAUCUGUUCACAUGUUCUUCUAUCAC
Galeopterus variegatus (Sunda flying lemur) is the source of this 879-nucleotide messenger RNA. RefSeq names its product peptidyl-tRNA hydrolase 2, mitochondrial. The transcript is spliced from 2 exons. Gene Ontology annotation, biological process: negative regulation of anoikis; positive regulation of anoikis. The record is from RefSeq and is a predicted model, not a curated record. Gene Ontology annotation, molecular function: peptidyl-tRNA hydrolase activity. NCBI's taxonomy places the organism in Eukaryota, Metazoa, Chordata, Mammalia, Dermoptera, Cynocephalidae. Gene Ontology annotation, cellular component: mitochondrion; cytosol. The coding region runs from base 182 to 739 and encodes 185 amino acids.